AUGAAAUGGGCCCAUUUUCAAAUCAUUUCUAGCCGAUGGUUACUUACGUCCGUCGUCGUUUUCACGAUUUCCCUUUGCUCAGAGGUUUUCAGGUACGAAUUCGAUUUCCCGGCGUCUUUUUCCUCUUACGCUUACCUCUCUCUUCUCUCACUGCAAUUCUCCGAUAUCGAGCGACAACGCUUCCCCAGUCUGAUGUUUAGGCUUGUUCAGAAUCGCACUCGAAACUCCUUGUUACGGCUUAAACCUCGGGCUUAUCUCGCUCUUCCCUCUGCGCUCGUCGAGAAUCUCUCCACAGCUUCGGAGCGAUUACCCGAAACGAUUCACGAAUCUUCAGAUUCAGAGGCAAUAUGGAACGUUAUCGUAGCUAGAUCCGGCGAUAGAGUCAGCGAAGACGAGGUUUUCAAUCGUCUAUCGAACGAUGAGAUAUGUAACAGAGUAAACCUCUCCGACGCUCUGAUUCACAAGCUGCUCCACAGGUUUAGAGACGACUGGAGAUCCGCGCUCGGGGUUCUCAAUUGGGCCGAGUCUUGUAAAGGACACAGACAUUCGAGCGAAUCGUUCGAUUUGGCGGUGGAUAUUCUCGGGAAGGCGAGGAAAUGGGAUCGGAUGAGGGAGUUCGUGGAGAGGAUGAGAGGAGAGAAGCUCGUGACAUUGAAUACGAUCGCUAAGAUCAUGAGGAGAUUCGCUGGCGCAGGGGAAUGGGAAGAAGCCGUCAAGGUGUUCGACGAAUUGCGGGAAUUCGGUUUGGAGAAGAACACUGAAUCGAUGAAUCUGCUUCUCGAUACGCUCUGCAAGGAGAAGAGAGUCGAGCAGGCUCGAGCGAUUUUGCUGGAGCUCAAGUCGCACAUUACCCCGAACGCUCACACGUUUAACAUCUUCGUUCACGGUUGGUGUAAAGCCAAUAGAGUAGAGGAAGCUCUUUGGACGAUCCAGGAGAUGAAAGGCCACGGCUUUCGUCCUUGUGUGAUCAGCUACACGACGGUUAUUAGGUGUUAUUGCCAGCAGUCUAACUUCAUCAAGGUCUAUGAGGUUCUUAGUGAGAUGGAAGCUAAUGGCUCUCCUCCGAAUUCUGUUACUUACACUACGAUAAUGUCUUCUCUCAAUGCACAGAAGGAGUUUGAGGAGUCUUUAAGGGUUGCUACGAGGAUGAGAAGAUCCGGUUGUGAGCCGGAUACUCUCUUCUACAACUGUUUGAUUCACACGCUUGCUCGAGCUGGUCGGUUAGAUGAAGCUGAGCGGGUUUUCAGAGUGGAGAUGCCUGAGCUUGGUGUUGUCAUGAAUACGUCUACUUAUAACUCCAUGAUUGCUAUGUAUUGUCAUUUAGACGAGGAAGAGAAGGCGGUUGAGGUUCUCAGGGAGAUGGAAAGUUUGAAGCUUUGUGAUCCUGAUGUUCAUAGUUACCACCCGUUGCUGAGGUCUUGUUUCAAGAGAGGAGAUGUGGUUGAGGUUGGGAGGUUGUUGAAAGAGAUGGUGACGAAACAUGAGCUAAGCCUCGACGAGUCGACUUAUACGUUUCUGAUACAGAGGUUUUGCAGAGCUGAUAUGUGUGAGUGGGCGUAUAGCCUUUUCGAAGAGAUGAUUAGUCAAGAUAUCAAGCCGAGGCACAGGACUUGUUUGUUGCUCUUGGAAGAGGUCAAGAAGAGGAAUAUGCGUGAGUCUGCAGAGAGAAUCGAGCACAUCAUGAAGACUGUUAAACUUACCUCCCCUGUAAAGUGA
Molecule: messenger RNA, 1716 nt
Organism: Microthlaspi erraticum
Lineage: Eukaryota; Viridiplantae; Streptophyta; Magnoliopsida; Brassicales; Brassicaceae
Source: the annotation of a GenBank genome assembly